Messenger RNA from Pollicipes pollicipes, 1055 nucleotides. RefSeq lists its product as uncharacterized. Bases 95 to 580 code for a protein of 161 amino acids. The transcript is spliced from 2 exons. Lineage: Eukaryota; Metazoa; Arthropoda; Thecostraca; Pollicipedomorpha; Pollicipedidae. The record is from RefSeq and is a predicted model, not a curated record.
CUCCGCCCGUCUGGUGAGCACGGGCCGCGCGCCCCGCACCGGGCCUCUGGUUCUGUCGCCGCUCACACACACAGCAAUUUACUGCUAACGCAGCAUGACCGGCCUGCUGAGCUCGCCGGUGCCGCCGCCCGCCAACGGCACGCUGAACGCCACGGCCGCCAAGACCGCCUACCUGCUCGCCGUGCAUGAGGAGUCGCGUGUUUACGCCGUCGUCUACGUCUGCGUCGUGCUCUUGUGCUACACGGUCAGCAUGUCGGUGCUGCUGACGCGACACUUUCGGCGCGCCGAGAACCAGCCCCGCCUGGCCGUACUCUACCAGGCCAUCAUCAACAGGACAGCGUCGCUGCGCAGGCGCCGUACCGACGACGCCGCGCCGCGCGCAGCCCCCCAGGUGGUGGUCCAUGAACCCGAACUGUCGCCGUCACCGUCGGGCGGCGCUAGUAGGCCGGCGCCCGCCGAGCGCCGCUGGAACGGCUGUGCGCCACCAACAAGCGUGGACGAGAUAACGAAGGAGCCGGCGGGCGGCGACAGCUCCCCGGCAAGGACAUGCGGACGAGUGUAUAUGGAAACCGACUUUUGAUCAGACCUGUGUCAGGCAUCAGGCAUCAGGCAUCGACAUUCCAUCCGCGUGCACUAUUACACGAAGGGAUACCCGUGCAUGUCCAUACAGAAGUGUGCGUUGAUAUGUUUGUGGGGUCAGGGAAAUUUGAUAGCUGUAUGCAUACAUCAGAGUAUGCUUAUUGACAGGGUACAUGGUCCAUGUGCUGCAGCAAAUAUCACCGUUGCGCAAUGCACCUAUAUGCGCGCAGAUUUUUGACAGAUGUCGUGAUUGGACGAGCCAUCGGCUCCUGAUCGUUCGGUGUUUUGAACACACACCCUUUUGGGAUCCCUUGUAAUGAUCCGUGAUAGAGUCCUUGAUCGAAUGUGUACGCUGUCUUGACGAAUAUUGACGAGCGUGUGAGAAAUGGGUGUACUUAUUUGGUCCAAAUAAAACACAUCGUCCGCACGUAGUCGUUAGGUCGCCGCAUAUUUGAGAGGCUCAGGGCGAUACGCCA